UGGCAAAAACACUAUACACAACACACACACACAUACACUGUAUAUAUAUGUAUAACAGUAUAACACAUAUAGAGUAGUGUUUAUGUGUUAGCCGUGAAUAUCAUAUCAUAUAUCUCUUGCGUGUGAAACAAAAUAUAGCGGCCAUCGGGUCCGCGGCCACACACACACAAUGUCCACCAAUUCAUAUAAAGUCUCAGCCGCUUCAGCCGCCGCUGCCGGUCACCGAAUCGCUGGCUUCAAUCGUCUAAUACUUUGGUAUCUAUUGAUCAUAAUUCACGCCUCAAAAGCGGCCACACAUUGGGUGGUCACCGAAGACGGCAAACUACAGACACAGGACGAUUCGGUCUAUCAAUUGCGUCGACCGUACGAUUUGAUGUCACUUUUGCAUCAGGAAAGACGGGCCGAUAUGUUGGCCACUAUUAAGAACCAAUUGAUUGCCCAGAAAGAAGAGAUCGAGUCGGACACCAAUACAAGUAGCGAUGAUACCGAGGAUGAUGUGGAACAGUUGGUCUACUCGACCAAUACUAACUGUGCCGAAGCUGGCAAACCUCUAACACAGUUUGAUCUCUAUAUCGGUUCAAUGCUUUUUUACGUACCCAACGAUGAUAAUGUAGUCAACUAUUGUAUAGUGGCCGUCGAUUCGCGGCCCGAAAAACAUGAGCCCAACUGUAGUCAAAUAAUGCCAAUGGAUUUUAGUAUGUCAUCAUUUGAACAUUUGCCGUCUAUACGGGACAGGAAGUCAUUGGUUAUUGAGCCUGAGUAUGAUAUUCAUACAACUAUUACCAAUUUGGAUGAUAUUGAAGAUUAUGGCGACGCUGUCUAUGAAGCACUUAAACAGAACACAAGCUCAUGGCUAUUAUAUACGAUGGCCUCUUUCUAUUGGCGGGCCGUCGGCAAUGCGGCCGAGUCUGUCGAUUGUUUGAGACGGGCAAUACAUUUGACGCCCUAUCAGUACCGACACAUACCGUUGGUAUCGUUAGGCAAUGUUUUGCAUCGAAGCAAAAGUUCCGAAGAGGCGGCCAUUGUUAUACACGCAGCCAUUGAUGUGGCACCCGAUACCACAAUAUCGCACUAUACACUCGGCAAUAUAUACGCCGUAAUGGCCGACUAUAACAAGUCGAUCAUCUGUUUCGAUAAUGUUCUCAAAUUGGAUCCGGACUUCGAAGAGGCCAAACUCCGCAAAUAUGCCGUCCUUUGCCAUAAUAAAGUGGAAAAGGCAUUGAAAGCCCAACACGAUACUCUUCAAAAAACAUUGGAAGAGCUACAGGGCUAUCAAAAACAACAGGAACUUUGGCUACAAUAUCAGCAAAAGUUAUUAUCGGAACAGGCACCGCCCGGCACUAUACUGGAACAGAGAUUACACUAUCGGGAAUAUAAGAUCAGGGAGAUUAUAGACCAAUCUAAUAGGGGAGUAAUCGGUAAUAAUAAAAACGGCGCCGGCGGACAAGUAUUGCACGCCAACGGUGGUAGUGGCGGCGGCGGUAGUGGUGCCAGUAUUACUGGUAACAGUGUCGCAGCGUCGGUCAACUCGAACUCGUUAGCUGAGAGCGCGGCCGCAGCGGCUGCCGCUUGUCUGACAGUCGAAUCGUCUACCGGCGCCCAAAAAGGUAAUACAGCCGACUGUCAUAUGGUUCCCAUACUUAUACCGAUAACUUUUGUGCCGCCCUCUUGAUAUAUAGUCUAUUAUGAUACACACACACACAUACAGUCGAGUAAUGUCCCUGUAAUCAACAUAUACCCCAAAUAACUUAUUAUUAUUAUUAUUGAUAAUUAUUAACUUAACUAAUUAUAAUUAUUAU
Oppia nitens is the source of this 1799-nucleotide messenger RNA. RefSeq names its product tetratricopeptide repeat protein 17-like. Gene Ontology annotation, molecular function: protein binding. Gene Ontology annotation, cellular component: cytoplasm; actin cytoskeleton. Gene Ontology annotation, biological process: actin filament polymerization. The record is from RefSeq and is a predicted model, not a curated record. Bases 170 to 1672 code for a protein of 500 amino acids. Lineage: Eukaryota; Metazoa; Arthropoda; Arachnida; Sarcoptiformes; Oppiidae. The transcript has 7 exons.